This is a messenger RNA of Jaculus jaculus (lesser Egyptian jerboa), 4708 nucleotides long. RefSeq names its product putative homeodomain transcription factor 2 (gene Phtf2). The transcript is spliced from 18 exons. The coding region runs from base 134 to 2377 and encodes 747 amino acids. Gene Ontology annotation, cellular component: endoplasmic reticulum. NCBI's taxonomy places the organism in Eukaryota, Metazoa, Chordata, Mammalia, Rodentia, Dipodidae. The record is from RefSeq and is a predicted model, not a curated record.
CUGGGGCCCGGGCGGCGGCGGCGGCAGCGCUGGCUUCGGUGCUCCUCGGCGCGCUUUCCAGCCGCCUCCUAGCGGCGCGGCGCGGGCUCGCUGCUACGCUCAAAAUGACCAAUGUGUAAUUUCAGUGGAAUAAAUGGCGUCCAAAGUCACAGAUGCUAUAGUCUGGUAUCAAAAGAAGAUUGGAGCAUAUGACCAACAAAUAUGGGAAAAAUCUGUUGAACAAAGAGAAAUCAAGGGGUUAAGAAAUAAACCAAAGAAAACAGCACAUGUGAAACCAGACCUCAUAGAUGUUGAUCUUGUAAGAGGGUCUGCAUUUGCUAAGGCAAAGCCUGAAAGUCCUUGGACUUCUCUGACUAGAAAAGGGAUUGUUCGAGUUGUAUUUUUCCCCUUUUUCUUCCGGUGGUGGUUACAAGUGACAUCGAAGGUCAUCUUUUUCUGGCUUCUUGUCCUUUAUCUUCUUCAAGUUGCUGCAGUAGCAUUAUUCUGCUCCGCUCCCAGUCCACACAGCAUACCUCUAACGGAAGUGAUCGGGCCAGUAUGGCUGAUGCUGCUCUUGGGAACUGUGCACUGCCAGAUUGUGUCAACAAGAACACCCAAACCUCCUCUAAGCACAGGCGGGAAAAGAAGAAGGAAAUUAAGAAAAGCAGCCCAUUUGGAAGUACACAGGGAAGGAGAUGGCUCUAGCACCACAGAUAACACUCAGGAGGGAGCAGGGCACAGCCACGGAGCUGGCAGUCCGUACGGGGUUGGCGCUGUCUUCCGAGACCUCUGGCACGCUGCUUCCUUCCUAUCGGGGUCAAAGAAAGCAAAGAAUUCAAUUGAUAAGUCAACUGAAACUGACAAUGGCUAUGUAUCCCUUGAUGGGAAAAGGACUGUUAAAAGCAGUGAAGAUGGAAUACAAAACCAAGAACCUCAAUGUGAAACUAUCCGACCAGAAGACACAACCUGGGUCACAGGAAAUCCAAGGAAUGUUCCUAGCAAAGAUCCCCCAAGGAAAACGAUAAAUGUCUCUGAUGACGUGUCCAGUGAGGAAGGUCCUGAAGCGGGGUAUUCAUUACGUUGUCACGUGGACAGGACUUUGGAAAGCAGUCUUCGGAACAGGAAGUCACACCAUUACAAAAAGCAUUAUUCAAAUGAGGAUGCCCCUAAAUCGGGUACUAGUUGCAGCUCUCGCUGUUCAAGUUCCAGACAGGAUUCUGAGAGCACAAGACCCGAAUCUGAAACAGAAGACGUAUUAUGGGAAGACCUGUUACACUGUGCAGAAUGCCGUUCAUCUUGUACCAGUGAGACAGAUGUGGAAAACCCUCAGAUUAAUCCAUGUAUGAAAAAAGAAUAUAGAGACGACCCUUUCCAUCAGAGUCAUUUGCCCUGGCUCCAUAGUUCUCACCCAGGAUUAGAAAAAAUAAGUGCUAUAGUGUGGGAAGGCAAUGACUGUAAGAAAGCAGACAUGUCUGUGCUUGAAAUCAGUGGAAUGAUAAUGAACAGAGUGAACAGCCAUAUACCAGGAAUAGGAUACCAAAUAUUUGGAAAUGCAAUCUCUCUAAUCCUGGGCUUAACUCCAUUUGUUUUCCGACUAUCUCAAGCUACAGACCUGGAACAGCUCACAGCACACUCUGCUUCAGAACUUUAUGUGAUCGCAUUUGGUUCUACUGAAGACGUCAUGGUUCUUUCUAUGGUUAUGAUAAGUUUUGUGGUUCGUGUGUCUCUUGUAUGGAUUUUCUUUUUUUUGCUCUGUGUAGCAGAAAGAACUUAUAAACAGCGAUUGCUUUUUGCAAAACUCUUUGGACAUUUAACUUCUGCAAGGAGGGCUCGGAAGUCCGAGGUUCCUCAUUUCCGGUUGAAGAAAGUCCAGAAUAUAAAAAUGUGGCUGUCUCUCCGUUCCUACCUUAAGCGUCGUGGUCCUCAGAGGUCAGUGGAUGUGAUCGUUUCUUCUGCUUUCUUACUCACUAUCUCAGUCGUGUUUAUCUGUUGUGCUCAGCUGCUUCAUGUGCACGAGAUCUUCCUUGACUGUCAUUACAACUGGGAACUGGUGAUUUGGUGCAUCUCCUUGACACUUUUUCUCUUAAGAUUUGUUACACUUGGAUCAGAAACAAGUAAAAAAUAUAGCAAUACCUCAAUAUUACUUACUGAACAGAUAAACCUCUACUUGAAAAUGGAGAAGAAACCUAACAAAAAGGAGGAACUGACACUAGUGAAUAAUGUUUUAAAACUGGCUACGAAGCUUCUGAAGGAGCUAGACAGUCCCUUCAGACUGUAUGGGCUGACGAUGGACCCGCUGCUUUACAACAUCACCCAGGUGGUUAUUCUCUCGGCUGUUUCUGGUGUUAUCAGUGACCUGCUUGGAUUUAAUUUAAAGCUGUGGAAGAUUAAAUCAUGAAAGUGGAAGAAAGGUGUAGCCUCGUUUCCAGACCGAGCGCUGCCUGGGCCCCUGCACACAGCAGUCUCGCUCUGCUUCGGAGUCUCCGCUGGCCCAUCGAUGUGUUUACAUCAGCCUGUCUUGUGCAAUCCUUGUAUUUAUUUUACCUGUUCACUGUUUUUUUUUUUAACCUUUAUUUUAGCCUUGCUAUUUUAUUUUUAAGCAUUUAUGUUCCUAUUUGUUGAAAGGGUGACAAAACUGAUAUCCAUAUACUUGAGGUCCUGGUAAUUGCUCAUAGAUAACUGACAGAUUGUGAAAGAAGCCAUCGCUAAGCGCCUGUUUCUCCAUCAGUGCCGUGAACUUGCCUUACUUGAGGAAGACUUCUUUAACUCUGAAUUAUCACAUUAGACUCAGCUACAGGCAUAUAGCAUGAAUAAAUCAAGACCCAGUCAAGAUCUCUCUGGAACUAUUUCAGAACAAUGCCAGGAUCUAUACUGAUUAAGCUGCAGUUUAAGCACCCUUCAGUAUUAAUAUAUAUGGUGUUACACAACAGGUCAACAAGUGCUCUUUGGUGAUAAAAUUCUUAAUGGAGCAAUAAUUGUAAAUGGUUACCAUACUGUAAGAUAUUUUGAUAAGAAUUAACUAGUAAUAAUUGUAUUUAUUUGAAACACUGAGCUGUUUGCACAGCUCUUAACUGUGCAUGCUCAAACUGUGCACUUUUAAAAAAAGUUACUUUUAAUGUGUAUCUUUCUAUGGGAUAUGUUACAGUGUACUAGGGCAUAAUAUGGUAUCCUUUUGAGUGAGGAAGAUACUCAUCUCACAAGUGAAGUGCCUAUUGCUAUUACUAAAGUACGUUACGUUUACUCAAGGUAAAAAAUUUCCCCAUGGUACACUAUAGCGUAUGCUAUUCAUACUACACUUCAGUGAGCAACUUAAGAAUAAGGUUAAGAACCAAUAAAAUACCUGAUUGCUAGUUUUAAAAAAAUUCCAAUUUUUCAGAAAUGACAGCUUCAGCCUACCGAUUCUCUCUUACAAACUUAAUUUGGUGCAUCCCCUCCCCAGCUCCAUUCUACAAGGGCUAUUUUAGAUGCUUUUAACAGGGAAAGUUAACUCCUCUCCCCAUCCACAAUCUGCCAAGUGUCCAAUGAGAGCUUAUCAUGUUGUCAUGUUAGAUAAAUAGGGCAAACGUGAUAGUAUCUUUUAUUGGGCCUUGAUUUUAGGUUGUUAUGUGUAUACAAUCAAUAGAUGUAGGAAUUACAUGAAACACAAAAUGUUUUUGUGAUUUUUUUUUUUAAGCCAAGCAUCUGAUUUCUAAAACAAAGAAUUUAUUUAGAACAAUCUAGAAUUUUUUUUGGUGCAAAGUCAUGUUGAGUAUCUUCAUGUUUUUAACAUAUUUUAAGGAAUUUAAAAUAAUUAAUUGUAAAUAAUUUAUUUGAUUGGUGCAGUUCUAAUUUCCAAAUCAUAAUCUUAAAAUCAGGAAUGUGUAGAGAACAGAGCCAUGUCACACAACUUUGCUCUUACAAUUCCUUUUGACCAGCCUCAAUUCAGUGUAUGGUAUAUUUUCUGUGCGUAGUAAACAGCAGACAGCAUUUUGUUUUACUUGCCUGUGUUCUAAUAUAUUUAAUAAUGACCAAAGUGCAUUCUGAGUAUUUUCAAGGAAUGUAUUACUGGAGCUUUAAGAACAUAUUUAGUUUCUCAUGUGAAAAAUUAGGCCUUGUCUCAUGUGUUUCUUCUGUUGUCUAAAGUUGGAGUUGUUUUUAGGAACUAUAUUUUAUAAACUUUUUCAAAAUAAGGUACAUACCUAUACAGAACUUGACAUUUUGCACAGAGUAUAUCAAAUAUAUUUUGAGAAAAAAAAAGUACAGCAUGAGUUCUGGUAGAAUAAAAAGAUAAAAUUAUUGUAUCUUACAAAAGAACCCCUUAUUUCAGAAGUGGAAGUAUUUUUGAGAGAAGUAGCUGAGUAUACUGACUUAGGGAAAUGCUUGCUUUAGGUUAAAAUUGAAUUUAACAUGGAGUUGAGAGUUGAGUACAGUAUUCUUCUCAGCAGUUUAAUGUUUGAAUUAUGUCACUAAUGUGGACAACAGCGGAAUACUAAAAGGAAAAAAAGUGGUCAUUUUAAGCAGUUUCAUAAUGUUAACAAAAAUAUUUCAAAGUAGAAAAUUGACAUUGCUGCCUUUAAGAAUAUGCCAUGAAUGUAAGAAAUUGAAAUUGUAGCGUAUCACAUUGUAUAGAAAAGGCAGUUCAGAGGUAGAAUUGCGGCAGAUGUUGUGUCUUAACUGUUGUUUCUUUGCCACACGUGUUGUUUUUGAAAGUUUGAACAGCAAGUUUAAAAUAAAACGCUCUAUGACUGAC